Molecule: messenger RNA, 993 nt
Organism: Amyelois transitella
Lineage: Eukaryota; Metazoa; Arthropoda; Insecta; Lepidoptera; Pyralidae
Product: prostaglandin reductase 1-like
Exons: 1
Coding region: 1-993 (330 amino acids)
Biological process (GO): prostaglandin metabolic process
Molecular function (GO): 15-oxoprostaglandin 13-reductase [NAD(P)+] activity
Source: RefSeq, a predicted model, not a curated record
AUGAGGAAACUCAAAAAGUUCAUGGUUGUCCAUCCUUUCAAGGAAUUUAUGCCAGAAUUAUCUGACUUCCAAAUAACUGAGGAACAAAUCCUCAAAUUAGGUCCAAACGAGUUUCUCGUCAAGGCCGAAUACAUAAGCGUGGACCCAUACAUGAGAUCCUUUGCAGGCGACUUCUCAGUGCCCUACGAACAGUUCGGAUUCCAAGUCGGAAUAGUUGCAGAGAGCAGAAACGAGAAAUACCCAGUCGGAUCUUACGUAGUGUCGCACUCGGGAUGGCGCGAUCACGCCAUUUUGAAUGACUCUCCCGACGACAUGUUCGGGAUUCGGCCGUACAUUCCUAAGCUCGGGAAUCUGUCGCCCUCAUUAGCGGUCGGAGCCCUUGGAAUGACUGGUCUCACUGCUUAUUUGGGGUUAACUGAGAUAUGUCAACCGAAAUCUGGUGAAACCCUUUGUGUGACAAGCGCCGCGGGCGCCGUCGGAUCAAUGGUUGGACAAAUCGGCAAAGUUUUGGGCUGCACAGUGAUCGGAUUCACCGGAUCUGAUAAAAAGGUGAAACUGCUAAAAGAGGAAUUAGGGUUUGACCACGCUUUUAACUAUAAGACGGAUGAUGUGUCCCAGAGAUUAAAAGCGGUCGCUCCGAACGGUGUAGAUUGUUUUUUCGAUAACGUCGGCGGCGCUGUUGCUGCGGAUAUUAAGAAAUGUAUGAGAGAGUACGGUCGGGUGGCUAAUUGUGGUUCUAUAAGUACUUACGGGCACAGUUCGACGUCUGUGAAGGCAAAAACGCCAGUGUCCGUGCAAAUAGAGUCGUUCAGUUUUACGCAGUGGAAGUCUAAGUUCGAAUCGUCAUUGGAGCAGUUGAAAACGUGGAUUGAAAAUGGGAACAUCAAAGCUAAAGAGACCGUUGUGAAAGGCUUCGGGGAACUUCCUAAUGCAUUGAGGAUGAUGCUGAAAGGUGACACUGUUGGCAAAGCUGUUGUCAAUGUUUGUAAUUAA